Messenger RNA from Westerdykella ornata, 1212 nucleotides. RefSeq lists its product as uncharacterized. Gene Ontology annotation, cellular component: membrane. NCBI's taxonomy places the organism in Eukaryota, Fungi, Ascomycota, Dothideomycetes, Pleosporales, Sporormiaceae. The transcript is spliced from 2 exons. Bases 123 to 749 code for a protein of 208 amino acids. The record is from RefSeq and is a predicted model, not a curated record.
UCAUAGAUGCGAACAGAAAUCGAUAACAGACGUUAUCAGAAGCAACACGAAGGGAGCUGGUCCGUCUGUGCACCCGCUCACAACAUCGUCUAGAUUAUCAUCCUUCUCAGCCUCUUCCCGUCAUGCCGGAUCUCAGCUGGCCCUUUCGCCGCUUAUCUGCGUGCCAGCGACAAAGUCCGGGGACCCUACGGAGGUUCAUCUACUGUGUAUGCAGGAACGCUUGGCCCCGGGGGCAACUAGGGUAUCUACCGUUGUACUCUACAAGAGAUCUAGCCAAGCAUUCGAUACUACUCCAGCCAUCAGCUACUUUCUAUUCAACCUCAGGAGCAGAUGAGGCUGUGCUAAAGAGCUAUUGCAUUGGGACAAAGGCCCAAGUCCGUCAACCUGUUUUACGUGCUCGAACCCGAAGGGCAACCUCUCGCAACAUCGGCCUCUUGCAUCUUGGAUCCGAUCAUGGCAGAUUCAGCGAUGCAGAACAAUCUGCCCGCCCCUCUCCGCCCAGUCUUCGUACAACGGUCCUCCCCACAUUAAAUAAUGCGAUUUUCCCCUCUCUUACCUUUCUCGUUUCACCCAUCUACCUCCGCAGUUCGCUCAUCUGGUCCAUGAGGUACUCCUGUUCGCCACGGCUGUUGCACGGUCGCUCAUUCCGGUCCUGUUCGCGGCGUACAAGGACGCAAGGACGGACGCAUGGAUGGUUGGCUUGGGCGGGAAUGUGCUCAUCCUCUUGGCGGGUGGAACCUGUAUCUUGAUAUGCACCCCAUCACCGCCCAAUCACCAAGCCUACCGCCGCUACCCUCCCGCUGUUCUGUGCCAAGGACCGCCGGGUGAGCGUCCCGCUCCGCUAUUCUAACUGCUUGCGGUCGUGCCCACACAUGAAGCACUGUGGCUGCAAGAGUACUCAUGUCUGUGAAACAGCAGUACUAAAAACUCGCCAUACACAGCUUAUCACAUGUAGAUCCUCCACAUGGGGGUUCCAGAAGGUACGUAGACUCUCCCUCACUGUGGUCACUCGGAUCCCAGCAUGGAUGAGAACUCACCAUGAGGCAAACUGUAUGCCGUUGGGAGCGAAAUUGCCCAUAGCUGCAUGGACACCUUCAAACCUGAGUGGAAAUAUACCAAGCCCACUCGGAUACCACUGCACUCACAUCCGCAUGCUACCGCAUCGGGCCUUCAACUUCAGCUACCUUGGCAGCUUACGCCUUAACGAGACGU